Molecule: messenger RNA, 1589 nt
Organism: Musa acuminata subsp. malaccensis (wild Malaysian banana)
Lineage: Eukaryota; Viridiplantae; Streptophyta; Magnoliopsida; Zingiberales; Musaceae
Source: RefSeq, a predicted model, not a curated record
AGAGAGAGUUCUUGUGCUACAAAUACCACCACUCUCCUCCCUUGUUUCGCAUCAGCUUGGCCUCAGACGACACAUCACACGCUCUCUCUGAGAGAAGGGUGGUGGACGAGAGGAAGAGAGGGAUCACAGAGCGUGACACCUCUCUGACUGUUUCCAUCUCCUUCAACAUCAACCAAGUGCUUAGCUUCCUUUCAACUGUGGGCAGUAUUCAUACUUGUUUGAGAGUGUACUCUGUAUACGAACCAUCAAGUUGCGAACUUUGCGGCCGGAGGAUGUCGGUGGCUCUGCUGCAAACACCCUUACACCACCUGGAGUACGGCUGGCCGCGGCUGGAAGAUAAGUACGAGACUAGGUAUGAUCAUGUGGUGGGUAUUGAAGACGAGGAGGAGCGGCCUGGCCAAUUCGACAUGUGGAGCGCCAUGCAGGCGCCGAAGGCCGCCACUCCGGUGGUCGCCGAUACGCCGGCUCCUUAUGUUCAUCCGCUGGCGAGGCGGUCCGCGAGCUCGCUGAGCCAGAAGAGCCUCCAGAUAUGCACGGAGAGCCUGGGGUCGGAGACUGGCUCCGAUGAGUUCUCCUCGUUUAACGACGGCGUCGAUUUUGGGUAUCUUCCAACGGUUGAGGCGGAGAAAGAAGGUGAAAGGCAUGACAUGCACGAGAAGGUUGCCGUGGUUGAAGAAGCAGGGGUGUGGUCUGAGAAUGGACCAGAGGAGCGCGAAGUGCCGCAGCGCCGCAGAGGGGAUGAGCUCACGUCGGUCAACUACAAUUACUCCAUUAGCAGGAGGUCGCCCCCGAGGUCGUUCCCUCCGCCGCUGCCAUCCAUCUCCCGCCGUGAUGGGCCCUGCCUCCAGAUGAGGACCCAUCGCCGCGAUGGCCGCCUCGUCGUGGAGGCUGUGCAUGUGCCUCCGCGGAACUACCUCCACGCGCAGCGCCAGGGAGGGCGCCUCCUCCUCUCCUUCAUCGACGCCUCCUCCGACACCAUUGAAAUCGAACAACCACAGGAACAGCAGCAACCCAUGGAUCAAGCACCAGAGGAAAUCGAAGAAAUUGAAAAUGUGGAAGAGGAAGAGGAAGUGGAAGUGGAAGUGGAAGAGAAGAACUGUUACGAGGAAGAGGAGGAGGAGGAGGAGGUGGAACUAGUUGCCAGGGGAACCGUCGUCGAGGUGACAGUGAGCACGCAACCCGAGCUACAGAGUAGCGGCGCCACGAAGGUCCUCUGGUCUUCGCUCGUGAUCAACAAGUUCGUCGGCGGCACGUUGCUCAGCAGCAAUGCUAAGCGCGAGCAGCCGCCGGAGGACCACGCUAGCAAAACCAAUCUCAAAAGCAACAGCCAACUGCAAUCCAUCACAGCAGCUCCGGUCACGCAACGACCGCCGCCGACAACAGCCACAGCAGCAGCUGCAGCGGUGGUAGCCACCAACCUCAGCUUCUCCGACGAAGCAUACAAUGAGGACAGCUUGGAAGGAGCCCAUGACGGUUGCCACCUGCCCCUCGACGACAAGCUUCUGUUCACCUCCAAGCGGAGGUGCAGCCAGCUGCGGAAGAAGUCAUUGUUCAUCUGGAAGCCCGAUUGCAUUGCCACUUCCUCCUGA